Messenger RNA from Danio rerio (zebrafish), 2493 nucleotides. NCBI's taxonomy places the organism in Eukaryota, Metazoa, Chordata, Actinopteri, Cypriniformes, Danionidae. The record is from RefSeq and is a predicted model, not a curated record.
UAUAAUAAUAAUAAUUCAUGUAGGUCAAAAUAAAUUAAUAUUUUCAUGUGAAUCAUGUCUUUACAAAAGACUUUAAGAUCUCUUUACGACAGAGCAUCAUCAUGACGUGAAAUUAGAUCACUGCUUUUUCUUAAGAUCCUGUUUGACUAGUUCCUAAACCAGGCAAGCAGGUUGCGUCACUUCGGGGAUUUCGAUUUACAGUAUAUAAUUUUAUAAAAGUUUCUACAUUUUAAAAAAACGCAUAUACGCUAGCCAAUUUAAUCUGCUGACAUUCAGUCAACAAAUCUGUGUGCGUCCUUUUAACUUAAUCAGCAGCAGUGUCGUUUGUUUGUGUAUCCUUGACCGCUGAAACAUGACGAACCACUGAAAGUAUUUCAGCCCGCAACUUCCCCAUAGCAGAAUGACGCGUAUGGGCACAGUAAACAGUCGACUCCGUUCUGUUUGCCUUUAAUAAGUCCACAUCGAUCAUGGUUACCUGUCGAAAAUACAUCGCUCCUCUGGUCUUCAGCGCCCAGGUGGCCAGCUCGUUUUUUGACACCGCUCUCCAAAUGGUCGUCAAAGAGCGAUGCGCAAACGCCACGGACUCAGACGGCCAGCAGAAAGCCAUCACCAACUUCAACAUGACCUAUAAUAUGAUUGCCAAGUUCAUGCCGUUUCUGCCCGCGAUCCUCCUGGCUAAAGUCGGAGACAGGGGUUACAGGAAAGUGCCGAUAGUCGUUCCACUGGUCGGCUACUUUCUGUCCAGAGGGUUGCUGCUGUUGGAUGUCGCUUUUGAUUGGCCUCUCCAGGUGCUGUACGCGGUGCCGGUGAUCCACGGACUGUGCGGGGGAUUCGCGUCCUACUGGGCCGGUGUGAUGGCGCUGGUGUCUGUCAGCUCUGGGGAGGAGGAGCGCUCCGUGAGCAUCAUGAUGACCGAGCUGGUGUACGGAAUCGCCGGCUUCAUCGGGAGUUUGGCUUCUGGUCACUUAUUCGCCCUCUAUACAGUUAAUCUCAAGCAAGGGGUCAUUUUAUCCGGUUCUAGUGUGGUCCUGUAUCUUUUAUGCCUGCUUUACGCGGCGACUUUCCUGCGCGUGGGUCCUCCGGCGGUGCUUGGAGAUCGGCUGGAGCGCCGGGAAAGUUUUGGCAUCAUCAACCACGAGGCCCGGGAUAAAAUCAACAUCGCUUUGCUGUUCGUCAGUGGGAUUCUGUACGAUAUCGCAGUGGCCGGAGGGAUGGAGAUGCUGGCGGCGUACGUGCUCAAAGAGCCGCUGAACUGGGGCGCGACGCUGGUGGGGUACGGGAACGCGGCGGGGUCCCUCCUCUUUAUCACUAGCUUUUUGGGGGUGAAGAUGUUCACGAGAUUGUCUCUAAGGGACGAGAGCAUGAUCAUGGUAGGCAUGGUGUCUUUCGCGACUGGGAUCUACUUCAUGGCAUUUGUGACCACAACUCCAAUGUACUUUUUGGCUCGCUCCGUCACUCUGUUUGCUCUGAUUCCAAUGCCCACCAUUCGCUCGCUGCUGUCCAAACAAGUCAAGGGAACAUCAUACGGCAUUACCUUUGUCAUGCUCCAAUUGUCCUUCAAACUUGCGAGUUUGGCCACCACACCAAUCUAUACUAAGAUUUAUCAAGCCACACUCGACACCUUCCCAGGGUUCGUCUUCAUCCUGUCCAGCAUCUUCACUGUUCUUUCUAUUGUACCCAUUAGUAUUGUAGGAUGUCGCUCUUCAAGACAAAACGGAUAUGAGAGAAUUCAAGGGAACUGACAGCAUCGAAGACUUUCUCAGAAGUGGACAAGUCUUCAAAAUAUGCGUCUUUGCACAAUAAAUUAUUAGGUUUACACUGAUGUUUCAUGCAGUUGAAACCAGAGGUAUACAUACACUAAAAAAAGGAACAUAACCAUUUUUUUAAAAAUGUCUGAUGAUAAAUCAUACUAAACGUUUACUAUUUUAGGUUCGUUAGGAUUACCUAAAUAAUUUACUUUUGCUAAAUGCCAGAAUAAUUAGAGAAUUUGUUUUUGAGAAUUUUUUAUUAAUUUCUAGACAGUCAAAAGUUUACAUACACUUCCUUAGUAUUUUUUUAGCUUUGAUUUUAAAGCUGUAUAACUUUGGUUAAAUGUUUUAGGUAUCCUUCCACAAGCUUCUCCCAAUUGUUUGCAGGAAUUUUGGCCAAUUCCUCCUGACAGAAUUGGUGUAAGAGUCAGAUUUGUUGGCUGUCUUGCUCGCACAAGCUUUUUCAACUCUACCCACAAAUUUUCUAUAGGAUUGAGAUCAGGGCUUUGUGAUGGCCACUCCAAAACAUUCACUCUGUUGUCUUUAAAGCACAUUUUAACUAAUUUGGCAGUAUGUUUAGGAUCAUGGUCUGUUUGAAAGACCCAUUUGUGGCCAAGUUUUAAUUUCCUGGCUGAUGUCCUGAGAUGUUGCUUCAGUAUUUCUACAUAUUGUUCUUUCUUCAUGAUGCCAUCUAUGCUGUGAAGUGGACCAGUCCCUCCUGCAGCAAAACAGCCCCACAACAUGA